GCUGGAGUACCAGUGAAAUGAGAUCGUUCUAAAAAAAACUGAGCCCUCUUGCGAAAUCGCUGGAUUGAGAUUUCGCCGACGUGGAACAUUUUCUGUGAUUGUGAAGAACAACAAACGUUCCAGUAUUCGUCAGCUAUAGAAGUGCUGCAUUUUUAUUGAAAAAGAGAGAUACUUCCAGGGUUUCUUAGCGCAAGCCAAACCUUAAAAUGACUUCUCAAUAACUGACGUCACGUCUAAAUAGAGACUCGGAGUUCAGACAGCCAAGAUGAGUUCCCAAACAAAACUGUUAGCUAUAAGCGUUUGCAUUCUGUCUGUUGCUGUCCUAAGUCAGUUUUGCUCUGCAGCGGCAAUUCCUCCUAAAACAUCUCCAACAACAACUGUCGCCUCAAAUCCAACUGUAACAACUGAUGAUGUAACAACAGUUUCAUCAGAAAAGUCAGUCACAAGUGAGGAAACAGCAACAACAGAAGAGGUGACGGGUACUGGAUUAACAGCGGAACCAGCAGCUGUCACUAACAACACAACCACAGAACCAGAUUCAAGUCUAACUUCAGAGACCCCUAAGUCAGAGGACCCUAAUCCACAACCUGUUGAACCUCCAGUAGCAUCAGCAAAACCGGCUUCUCCUACACCAACUAAUGCAACAGCAACACCUGUGAGAACAACGACUCCCUUGGCAACCACAGCACCUCCAACAACAACGACUGAAUUGACAACUACAACACCUUGGUUUACAACGACUCAUUCACCAAUUACAACUGUGGCGACAACGAAGGCAACAACUCUACAGCCAACAACACCAAUACCAAAGAAGGAAACACAGAAGCCAGUCACAACGAAACACCCAGUUGUUACGCUACCACCUCCUGUGGAACUAACAACACAGCCUCCACCAGCAACAACUACUCUUGCCCAAACGACUCAAAAGCCCCAGCCAGUCAAGACCAAAAAACCACACCAAGGAGACAAUGAGGAGAGUGGAGAUCACCAUACACAUUCACCACUCACAUCUAACGCUGAAACAAAUAAGAAUGACACUGACAACAGUUGGUUAGACAAGUUUACGAAUAAUAGCUUGAUAUCGAAGCUCAUGUUUCCGGUCAUCCUUGGUGUGGUGGCAGCGUUCGUAAUCGUGUGCUUUGCCUACGGCGUUCGAACAUGCAGGAAGAACAAGAGCAGAGGGCGUAGGAAGAUGAUGUCAAACGGACAGGACCAUGACAUGAGCAGCAACUUUGACAGGGUGCAGCUACUGGCCGAUAGUUCAGAAGACGAGUUCUAACAUUCAGCCACUCAUCAAACUCUCCUAUGCAGUCAACCAACCUCAACCUAAGCCUUACUGAUUCCUGUUCAUUUUCAGAACAUCAGGAUUUGAUCUUUGUCGACUCGUAGAAAAGGAAGAAGGUAUGUUUUUUUGUUAACUCUGGUUACCCAGGAAUCCAGGCCUGUAUGCUUCGUUUCUGAAGG
Messenger RNA from Asterias rubens (European starfish), 1464 nucleotides. Its product is annotated as mucin-2-like. The coding region runs from base 266 to 1279 and encodes 337 amino acids. NCBI's taxonomy places the organism in Eukaryota, Metazoa, Echinodermata, Asteroidea, Forcipulatida, Asteriidae. The transcript is spliced from 5 exons. The record is from RefSeq and is a predicted model, not a curated record.